UCUAAAACCGCAGAGAGUCAAUUUCGGGAAAUACAGAGAUGGCUUAACGUCGUUGAUCCUGCCACAAAUUUCUCAUCAGCACUUGCUGUUCGUGAACCCGGUACGGGGAAUUGGCUACUGGAGGGACGCGAUUAUAUGGACUGGAAGGAAGGCAGUGGGGGGGUUCUCUGGCUUCAUGGGAUACGUAAGUCUAUGGAUGAGUGGAAUCUUAUGCUACAAAGAAUGUUAUUAACAUUUGCACCUUAUAGCUAGAUGCGGCAAGAGUGUCCUAAGGUGCGAACCUAACCACAUGUCCGGAGGUGCAAUAUAACUUCUUUUACUGACUAGCUCUUUAGCGCUACCGCCAUUGAAGAUGUCAAACGCCUAUGCAGCAUGAGCGAUGAUCACGCAUUAGCCUAUUUUUACUUUACUUUCAGUGACUCGCAGAAGCAAAAUUUGGCCAAUAUGCUCCUAUCUCUCAUUGGCCAACUACUCCGAGCGCGUUCCGACCCGGUAUUACCCGAUGAGAUUAUGAAAUUGUAUCAUAACUCCAAGGCAAUUGGAACGUCAUCAAGUAUAAAAGAUCUGCAAACCGUAUUUUCGCACAUCACGAAGCUUUCCAAAAAGACCUUUAUCAUUUUAGAUGCCUUGGACGAAUUCCCCAAGGACACACGGGGCAGUGUCCUAUCCUGGAUUGGCGCGCUUAUGACGGAUCAUGAUGCGGGAUCGCUGUCUAUGCUCGUCACUAGCCGUCCCGAGGCAGAUAUAGUGAAAUCCCUAGAGCCACUUACCAAUUUUUCAAUAUCCCUACAAUCAAAAAUUAUCGAUCCAGAUAUCCGGGUAUAUAUACAGAACUCUUUAGACAGCAAGGAUGGCUUCAAGGAAUUUACCAAUGAAAUUAGGAGUGAGAUAGAAGACACACUCGUUACGCAUUCACAAGGAAUGUAUGUUAUACUUAGUUUUUCAAUCUUUAACUUAGGCUAAUACAAGGUCGGACAUGUUCAGGUUCCGAUGGGUAGAUUGCCUUUUACGAAUUCUACAGGAAUGCAUGACGCCGAAAGCUGUUAGAGGCGCCUUGAAGGAACUGCCGAAAGACUUAGAUUCUGUCUACUCAAGGAUCCUUGAGAGUAUUCACAAGCCGCAGAGGGAAUACAUCCAGUGCGCGAUGCAUUGGCUCUCAUUUUCGGCUGUACCAUUGACCUUAGCGGAGCUUGCUGAGGCUGUC
Tuber aestivum (summer truffle) is the source of this 1204-nucleotide messenger RNA. Lineage: Eukaryota; Fungi; Ascomycota; Pezizomycetes; Pezizales; Tuberaceae. The record is from the annotation of a GenBank genome assembly.